Molecule: messenger RNA, 1290 nt
Organism: Setaria italica (foxtail millet)
Lineage: Eukaryota; Viridiplantae; Streptophyta; Magnoliopsida; Poales; Poaceae
Product: sarcoplasmic reticulum histidine-rich calcium-binding protein-like
Exons: 2
Coding region: 32-961 (309 amino acids)
Source: RefSeq, a predicted model, not a curated record
AUCGAGCUUGACGUACGAUCAGGGGCCAGCAAUGGCGCGGUCCAAGAAGGCGGCCAUGCUCGCCGGCCUCCUGGCCGUCGCCGCGCUCUGCUCCGCCGUGGGGUGGGAGGACCACGACCACCACAUGUACCACAGGUGCUACAGGUCCUGCAUGAGGAAGUGCGACGACGACUUUGACGACGACGACGAUGACGCCUUCACGAAUGGCAUCCGCCCCCUCGCCGCCUCGUCCGUAUCUGAUGACGAUCACGACGAUCAUCACGACGACGACGAUGAUCACCACGAUCAUGACCAUGAUGGCCACCACGAUGAUCACGGAGACAGCCACGACGAUGAUGACGACGACGACGACGACGACGACGGCGACUACGACGAGUGCAGCGUGGAGUGCACGCAUGACUGCAUCGACUACAUUCCCGGCAUCUGCUACCGCCACUGCGUCGCCCACUCCUGCUUCUACCUGCCACCGUAUAGCUACCGGAGAGCGUCUUGCCUCAGGGGAUGUGGCUACAGAUGCUACCGCCACGGCCACCACCAUCAUCACCACCACCACCAUGACGACGACGACGACGACGAUGACGACGACGACCACCACCACGAUGGCCCGAAGCCGAGCCCUCCCAAGCCCGGGCCGACGCCGAAACCGCCGAUGCCAGGGCCAGCGCCGCCAAAGCCACCAGUGCAGGUGCUGAAUCCGGGGAUGCCACCCAUGAAUCAUCCCCCCAUGAAGGAGAAGCCGGCACCGCCCAAUACACUGAAGCUGGUACGGCCUAAGCCGCCGAAGCCGUCACCGAGGACACCGAAGCCACGACCCAUGCCACCUUCGCCGCCGCUCAAGCCACCAGCGCCCAUGCCAGGUCCGAGGACGCCGAAGCCACCAGCUAGGCCACCGUCGCCACCAGUGCCCAUGCCAGCACCGGGGACGCCGAAGCCACCAGGGAAUCCAGGACCGAGGUCAUGAGAGCCGCCGCCGCGUACGAUCGGGCCGCCCGACAGCCGCAAUCGAAGGAUAACUCAUCCGUGAUAGCAUACGUACAAAUGAUUAAGUAGUGGUUUCAAAUUAAAUGCGAUUACUGAUGGAUUGCUAUGUUCGAUAACAAGAUGGGAGGAUUAUCCCGAUUGGUAGACGUAGAUUGGGCAUAAAUCUUACAUAAGCCUAGUUCUGUGAGUCUUUGUCUGCAGGAUGUACUGAAGAUCAUGUCAUGUAUCAGUGAACAUUAUUACAUUGCAUUGUUCACAUUCAGCAUAAGUUUGUGCCGGCAAUAUGGUGAUGACACUUUCUAGUGACUA